UGGUACUGCUUUAAGAAAAUGCUUACUUACAUUUGCUGUCAUUAAACCCAACUUAUUACUCUACUCUUAUAAAAUGUUUUUUUAAAACUUCACCCAAGUGUACUAAUUAUCAAAUACUAUUAAAAAUAGCUCAAUGUGUGAGGUUUUAUUGAUAAAAUGUCUAUCAGAAGUUAAAAAUAUUAAAUUCGAUGUAAAUGUUUAUCACAAUGAAGAAGAGAAAAGCAUGUGGUGUAAACAAAACAAUUUGUAUCAUAAAAAAAUGGGGUGAAUAAAAUGUAUUCAUUGUAAAUUAUAAUAUUUAGAAUCAGAUACUUGAUUAAGAAGAAAAUUUUGUAAAAAAGUUAUUUUACUAAUAAAGUGUGGAAACGUGAUUAUAUUUCAUUUGUAUGUCACGAAUCAUGGAUCAACAAGAAGACUGUACGAUGAGAAGGCAGCAACAGCAGCCUGUUCGUCGUUUUCAAAACGCAUAUAAAAAAGAAAAUUACGUUUUACCCCAUCUCCAAGCAUCUAAAGUAGACAAUAUUAAUCAACAUCCGAGUGUUCCUCAAAAAAAAAUACGGAUAGCUGUGUACUUAAUGUCUGGAGUACUUCUGACAAUGGAAGUAGAACGAAACGUGUCUGCACAACAUAUUUUAUCAAUCGUACAAUCAGAAGCAGAAUUGGGAUUGUCACGAACACCUCCAGUUAAUGGUCAGGCUGUCUUUGCCAUGUGGAUGUGCUCAUCACAAUUGGAGAUACAGCUGAGGCCGAAUCACAAACCUAUUGAACUUGCUGCUAAGUGGAAUAAGUUAUUAAAUAAAUACGGGUCAAAAGAAGGGCAGAGUGAUGACGAACCUCUGCUUUACUUUAGAAGAAAUGUUUUCUUAUCACGCAAAGAUGAAGAAAUGAUUAAAGAACCAAAAGUAUUAGAGUUAUUAUAUGCGGAGGCGAGACAUAAUGUGCUUGAAGGAAGGUAUCCCUGUGAAGGACAAGCUAGAUAUGCUAGUUUAGGAGCACUUCAAGCACGAAUAGAACUUGGGCCCUACAAUGCACAAACUCAUACAUUAGCAUACUUUAGAAAACAUCGAGCAAGAUUUUUACCUCAUCAUUACACAUCACCAAGUCUUCUUCUAGGCUUGGGGUUUGGUUUGGGUCUCGUGGGUGGUAAAGGUGCGCCUGAAGCUCGGCUUCUCGAGCAAUAUAAACGAAUACCAAACCAUUCAGGAACAAAUCCAAACUCUAGAAAGUUAGUAAGAAAAUAUCUCGAAUUUUGUUGGGGUUUACCUUGUUAUGGAGCGGCAUUUUUUCAUGGUCAAAUAGAACGACCUGUUCGAGGAUUAGCGUCGUGGAUCACCAACCGAGAUCAAGCAAUUCUUAUUGCUAUAAAUACGACGGGAGUUUAUAUUGUUGAUGAUACUCAAUGUAGUUUAUUGUUGGGGUUGAAAUACUCAGAGUUAAGUUGGGAAAUGGCUAAACCUUCAGAUGAAAGUAACUCCGAUUGUUUGCCAUGUCUUUUUCUUCAAUUUCCCGUUCGAGAAAAUGGUGCACGUGUUUAUAAAAUACUACAAGUAUUUUCUCGACAAGCAAUAAUGAUGGAUACAUUGAUUUCGGUAUUUGCUGAAGAAAGCCGCCACACUGAAGACAAUGUAGAUGCAACAAAUCAGAAUCGAACAGAAGGCUCUGUGAUAAUGAAUACCUGUAGUUUUACAAAUAAACUCAGUAAAUUUACACUGGCAACUUUUGACGACCAAGGUCGUUGUAUCGGACAAAUGGGUUCGUGGUCUUUUCAAUGAUAUUACACCCUAUUCUCUUGUGCACAAGUGUUCAUGACCAAAUUUAAAUAUAGAAUAAUCGUGAUAUUAAUAAAAAAGACUUUCCGCGAGAAUGUAUUUUCAUCGAAAUAAAAAAAUGACUAUAAAAAUCAGUGCUAUAAAUUUUCAACAGACAAACUUACUCUUAUUACUUAUUCAGCAAGAGAAUCCA
Molecule: messenger RNA, 1962 nt
Organism: Chelonus insularis
Lineage: Eukaryota; Metazoa; Arthropoda; Insecta; Hymenoptera; Braconidae
Gene: Bili
Product: FERM domain-containing protein 8 Bili
Exons: 6
Coding region: 387-1772 (461 amino acids)
Biological process (GO): negative regulation of canonical Wnt signaling pathway
Cellular component (GO): cytoskeleton; plasma membrane
Source: RefSeq, a predicted model, not a curated record